Microthlaspi erraticum is the source of this 558-nucleotide messenger RNA. Lineage: Eukaryota; Viridiplantae; Streptophyta; Magnoliopsida; Brassicales; Brassicaceae. The record is from the annotation of a GenBank genome assembly.
AUGGUCCACAUCGAUACUGAUUUUAAUAUCCGUUUCGGCCGUCCUUUGGAAAUGGAGGAUCCAAGCAAGAUAGACACAAUCCAAGACAUUUUCACCGGUGUUUCUGGUGUGAAGUAUAUGAGCAUCUCACAUCCUACUCUUGCGGUCCUCUACUUAUAUUCUGUAAAGAUUCCCAAAUUCCACAACUUGCGUAGUUUGCAGGCUGACUUCUCUUGCUACAUGUUAAAAUUGUUGCCAGUGUUUCUUGAGAGCUGCCCAAAUCUAACCGACCUCACAGUGGACAUUGAAGCUUUUCCCUUGCUGCCAGAGCAACUUGACCUUAGAGAUGUUCCUCGGUGUUUAAGAUCGACCCUUAAGCGUGUCUUUAUUAACAAACUGAUAAUGAAGGAGUAUACUGGGAUCAAACUAGUGAAUUACUUUCUUGAGAAUUCAGCAGUGCUCAAGGAACUUACUGUGAGUUUCGUUGACUCUCCUCUGACCAACCACAAGCGAGAGAUCUUCAAAAACCUUCUUACACCCACAAAGCUUUCUCGCAGAUGUCAAGUUUACAUUUAUUGA